Trichomonas vaginalis G3 is the source of this 654-nucleotide messenger RNA. RefSeq lists its product as uncharacterized. NCBI's taxonomy places the organism in Eukaryota, Parabasalia, Trichomonadida, Trichomonadidae. The transcript has a single exon. The record is from RefSeq and is a predicted model, not a curated record. Bases 1 to 654 code for a protein of 217 amino acids.
AUGUCAGAUGAUCAGAGCAUCAUAGAUACAAUCAAUCUGGCAAUUAAGAGUCAGGAAGAGAUGAGGAACCAAUUAUUGAACGAAAUACAGCAGCUUGAGAAGCAGAACAACGCUCCAUCAAGAGCAGAAGCAACAAUUAGAUUUUACAAAUCCUCCCUCGAGCAUUUAGAGGUAGAAAAGCAGACACUUAACGAGAAAAUCCAUCAGCUAAAACAAGUAGAAUAUCCUCCUCUCCAACAGAAGCUUCAAAGAAUGACACAAAAGAAUCAAUCGGUCGAGGCUAGAAUCAAAAGCCUUAAAAAGGUUAGACAAGAAGACAUUCUGAAGAAAAUGGAAACACCAGAAAAGGCUAAAAAGCAAACCUUAAAUUACAUAGAAAAACUGAAUAAGGAAAUCCAAGACUUAAUAAAGGAAGAAGGCAAUAUAAAUAAGAAGAUCGAUGAAUCAAAGGGUAAGCUUCAUAGACUUCAGCAGGCUAAUCUUACUACACAACGUCAGGCUGCAAAUACAUCCUGGGCUUCGGAAAUCAGCGAUGAAGCUAAACUGAAUUCAAUCACGAUCGCCAGACCAGGAAAACGGCCAGCCAGAUCGUUGAAGGCACGUAAUUCUGCUUAUUUACCACCAGAUCCAACUAGAUUUUCACCUUAUUUUUAA